ACUACAGAUUAGUGCAUACUGGAGCGAGUAGGAGCAUGUUGAGGCAAACCUUGUGUGUACACUUUUCUAACCUGACAAAAUUCUACUGAAUUUCACAAACAACUAAGUCAUUAAAUUUUUAGCUGGAGUCUAAAUAAGAGAGAACAAACGACAUGAAUAUAAUAAUAAAUAACUGUAAGCAGACAAUAAAGAUAACUACAAAUUUAUUGAAAAAUAGUAGUGACCUUUCGAGAAGAUAUGCCACUUCUAUAGCUGACUACAAAAUCACUUGGGUACGACCAGAGAAAGUCUCGCCUAUAUUGCCUGAGAAAUCUGGCGAUAUGGGAAUAAAUAUUGAAAUAAAGCCAUCUGAUCUUUGCGAAAUGUACAGCGAAUCUCCUGAAAUAAAAGAUGCUAGCAAUAUUGUCAAAAAGAUGUUUACAUUACAAUAUUUACCAAAUAAAGAAACAAUCAGGACUAGAAGAAAUAAGAUUAUGAAAUUGGUCCACAGAUAUGAAUCAGAUCGGAAAUCGCCGGAAGCUAUAAUUGCUUUUGCGACCAGCGAAAUAUUACGAGGGCAAGAAUAUUUGGAAAAACAUCCCAGGAAUUCACGUGCAAAAACUUAUGUGAAAGAAAUGAUUGAUAAACGGAAAAAAUGGCUGUCAAACUUGCGAAAAUGGGAUUAUAGACGUUUUGAAUGGAUCUUGGAAAAACUCAAUCUUGUUUAUAAACCAAUACCCAGCGGACCAACACAGAUUACCAGGAAAGAGUCUUUUACACGACUAACGGAGAAAUAUUGCGACAAAAUCGUACAAGAUAAACUAACCGCAUACAAAAAAGAAUUGGAAGACUUACAGAAGGAUUUUUACAAAGAAAAAGCGGAGAAGCUUGCAUUUAUUAGAGAGGAAGAAUUAGCGUGUGGGUUGCCACCGUCGGUAUCUGAAGAGGAUAUUGAAUAUGUCAAACAAAAAGCAAAAGAAUGUCAAAUGUAAUAUAUAUGUUUAUGUAAUUCUAAUUUAGCAAUAAAACGAGUUUACAUCAUCAUUA
Molecule: messenger RNA, 1026 nt
Organism: Linepithema humile (Argentine ant)
Lineage: Eukaryota; Metazoa; Arthropoda; Insecta; Hymenoptera; Formicidae
Source: RefSeq, a predicted model, not a curated record